CAGGUCUCUCCACUCCCCCUACACCGUGUCUUGUUACCCCUACCAGGUUGCUCGGCUCGUUACCGCUUCUGUUCGGCGUCGUAUCCGCUCGGAUUGAGCGAGGCGGAGCGAUUACACGCUUAUCAUCGCGACGAACCGACGCACUCGGUAACCGUACGUUCCACGGUGGACCAGCUCGUCAGGCUGCAUCGAUACAGACGUCCCCGUGUUUCUCGAUAUCCCGCGAUCACCCGUCAAACAGCGAUCGAUCGUCGCCGGUGAUAGAUCGUCGAAGGAACGCGACGUGAAACUCGGUUACCUCCCCUUCGCUCGCUCCCCCACGAACUCGAUAGAUCUGGUGCAUCGGAGGGAUCGCUGGAGGGAUGGAACGUUGAAUCUUUCGGAGGAUCAGCGGAGCAGAGAUCGAGGAAGAAGGAGAGAGGCUGAUCCGGAGCGCAGCCUCGAUCGCGAGACAGUGUGCCGCGUUAAUCGCUGGUGGUGGCCGAUGGUCGAUGAGUGUGGGUGAUGACAGAUGUGUUUUGCUCCCGUGUUCCGUUCGCCGUCGUCGUCGUCGUCGUCGGUCGCGAAGCGUGACCAGCCCCAGCCACGAGAUCGGAUAAACUGAAACAGAGACUCCGCCGAAGGGUUGUAAAAAAAUGUCGAACGCCCCGAGGAUCCAUCAGCUGCUGGCGAUCUUCUUCUGCUAUCAAGCUUUCAGCCAGAGCUUGAUACUGGAAGAAGAGAAGGAGCCGACUUACCUGACCGCCGGGGUGGGAGAGUACGCGGUGUUCAAUUGCGAUUUAGACUUCCCGCACGAGACCCCGAUCCCGUACAUUCUUCAGUGGAACCGUGAUGAUCGAACGAUCUUCUCAUGGUACAACGGACAUUCGACGGUGGGUAUGGGUUUCAAAGAUCGCGUCCACCUCCUGGAAGACGCGGUCAGCCGUGGUUACGGCCAGGGUAGCAUAAAUCUGACGAAUAUCCGCGAGAGCGACCAGGGAUGGUACGAGUGCAGGGUGAUCUUCCCGAACAGGACGCCGAAUUCCAGGAACAAUGGAACCUGGUUCCACCUCGCUAUAGAUGGUGCGUCGCCGUUCCCGACGUCUGUUCCAGGUAAGACGUUGCUGGCGAUCCCGCCCGUAAACAGAACUGUCAUGGAGGGUGAAUCGGUCAAUUUCCACUGCGUCUUCAGAGGGGAGAAGUCCAUUGUGAGUUGGUUCCGCGAGGGCACGGAGAUCACGAAAAUCGAGGAUUUCAAGAGGAGAGCGACCAUCGCCGAGGAUGGAGCCUUGGUGAUCAAUCCGGCCGCCAUGGGCGACCUCGGGGAGUACACAUGCGUGGUGACAGGCGAAACUGGGGAACAACAGAGCGCCUCCGCCUUUCUCAACGUUCAGUUCAAGGCGAAGGUUAUUUACGCUCCCCGGGAAGUCUACCUUCCAUACGGAAAGCCAGCCCUCCUGGACUGUCACUUCAGGGCGAAUCCACCCCUGACGAACCUACGUUGGGAGAAGGAUGGAUUUCUGUUCGACCCGUACAACGUUCAGGGCGUGUUCUACAGGAGAAACGGUUCUCUGUCGUUCACCAAAGUGGACGAGACCCAUUCCGGAAGUUACACUUGCACGCCCUACAACGAGCUGGGCACGGAAGGGCCUAGUCCCACCAUCACGGUGGUCGUUCAAAGGCCGCCGAUAUUUACGGUGACGCCCCAGCAUUUGUACAUAAGGAAGCUGGGAGAGACCCUGGAGAUCCCCUGCGACGCCCGGGACGGAGACCAGGCCCAUCGGCCCUCGAUCGUCUGGUACAAGGAUGGUUCACCGGUGCCGGCAGACAGGACCAUGAUAAUCGGUGGCAAUUUAACAAUCGACAGAAUCCAAGAGCAGGAUAGAGGGCUGUACCAAUGCGCGGCUAGCAACGAGGCCGCCACGGUAGUCGCCGAUACGGAAUUGAUGGUCCUGAACGUUCCACCGAGGGCUCCGUACAAUUUGAGCGCCAACAGCAGCAACAACGCCGUCACCCUGACUUGGGUGCCGGGAUUCGUCAGGCCGAAAACGGAGUAUUCCGUCUGGUACAAACCAACCGAUACCACGGAAUGGAGAACCAUGAAGAUCUUGUCGAGAAAGAUCACCGAGGCGACCGUGAACAACCUAAACGCUGGACGAGAGUACGAGUUCAUGGUGCUCAGCCAGGACAAGCACGGGGACGGGAUGUUUAGUAAAACGCUACGGAUCUUCACUCAGCCUCAUAUGAUCGACGAGAAUUCUGCGUCGGAGUAUCGUAGCCCGCCAGAAGACGAGAGAAUGGGUCCGCCACUGAACGUUCGGGUGCAAGCUACCGUGGAGGGUUAUUUGGUGACCUGGGAACCACCAGCUUACGGCAAGGAGCAAGUGAGACUCUACACCGUUGGCUGGUUCAGGGGCCCAUCCGAACGACUGUACGGCAAAGAGGAAACGACCGACACUUACUACCUAGUAAAAACGUUGGAGGAGGAGAGUUACUACACUUUCGAGGUGGCAGCCGUGUCGGUGGCGGACGACGUGGCGACCAGCGAGCGUGUCAGCCUGGAGGUACCAGCGUAUCGUAGAAACAGGGCGAUCUCCAUGGGUAUCGUAGCCGGGAUCGGGUUCCUGGCCGCCGCCCUGGCCGCCAUAUGGUGGGCCAGGAAACGUUUCUGUCAGUCGUCGAACCAAAAGUAGGAAUGCAACUCUACAGCAUCGUUCAGAUCGCGUACGUCGAUACGGGUCAGCCGCGAUUCGCUGUCCUAAUGUAGCGUUGUUCGAUUAGCCGUUAGAAUACACGAAGAAUUUCGUUUUGCAAACGACGAACAAAAAUUUCUCGAUUCGUUCGUGAAUCAGGAUCUGCUGCUAAAUCUCUCCAACGUUGAAACUAUAUCGAAUCUAUCGUUUUUGUUCGUCGUUCGGAGUUUGCGUUUUCGACGAUUCGCCGCCGUUCGUCGCGAAUCAAGUAUGUAAUAUAUUAUCGAGACCGACGUUAGACGUAGAUUUAGGGGGAGUAGAACCAACGGGGGGUGUUGGGAGGGCCGAGUUUGAAGCAACACGACCGUCAGAAUUUCUAUCUGGGACGGUUCAACUUGCUGCGUUUACGUACAUAUAAGUUACUACGAGUGUUAUUGCAUUGCAUCGUUACAUUAUGUAUCGUUUAAAAGCUUUAUUAGAUAAGUGCACGUUUAUUAAGGAUUAGUUCUGGCAUUUGAUCGUUAUUCGUGUAUGCUGGAUCGCGAGGAACGGGUUUUAUCCGGAGAGGAGAUCGUGGCUGAGAGCCUCGCGGACUUGGUAUUCCAACUAAAAAGGCUAGGGCUAUAUAUAUUUAUAUAUAUACAUGUAUACACAUCCGAUACGUUUUUCUAUUGUAAAUAAAUUGUGUCGAUUAUCUAUGCACCGAGCUUCCUUCCUCUGACUGCCACUGGGCGCUCAACGACCUCGAACACGCGAUAAGUGUGAUUAAAAUCGAAGAUAAUAUCAACGUAAUACGUUCGAAAUAAGUAUCAGGACACUUGGACGAACCAUUCUAACCUCGCGAAUGUCUGGAACAUUUUUCUAUCGGAGAUGCUUAGACAAAUAGCGACAAAACUUAACGCGUACGCCGUUGUACAAGAUACCUGUAGUCGAUAGAAACUUCAUAAAAUUAGGAAAACAACAUACCUUUAGCAUUCAUUAGCAUAUAAAAUUUCUA
Colletes gigas is the source of this 3669-nucleotide messenger RNA. RefSeq names its product protein borderless (gene bdl). Gene Ontology annotation, molecular function: protein binding. Lineage: Eukaryota; Metazoa; Arthropoda; Insecta; Hymenoptera; Colletidae. The coding region runs from base 636 to 2672 and encodes 678 amino acids. Gene Ontology annotation, cellular component: neuron projection. The transcript has 12 exons. The record is from RefSeq and is a predicted model, not a curated record.